Molecule: messenger RNA, 1213 nt
Organism: Sclerotinia trifoliorum
Lineage: Eukaryota; Fungi; Ascomycota; Leotiomycetes; Helotiales; Sclerotiniaceae
Source: the annotation of a GenBank genome assembly
AAAAUUAAUUUACCAUCUCAUUUACUUCACAACAUUACAUCUUCACAAUUUAUUCUACUUUUCAUCAUCUAUAAUAGUAACAUAAACUCUCCAUCAUGGAUCAAGUUCGUACCGUUCUCCAACCCAUAACCCACAACCUUCCCGCACCUAUCAAAGACUUGGGAGUUUCUCUUAUCGGAGAACAAUGCUACAAAACGCUCCUCCUUGACAUCGACCCAUCCCACACAGAAUGUCUCAAACUCGGCAUUUCGAAGGGACUCGGAGUAGGAAUCAUUGCAGCUUCUUCUAUCGUCAAGAUCCCACAACUUCUCAAACUCAUCUCCUCCAAAUCUUCCUCGGGGAUAUCCUUCCUCUCCUACCUUCUUGAAACCUCCGCAUACCUUAUUUCGCUCGCCUAUAACUAUCGAUCAGAAUUCCCUUUCAGCACAUAUGGCGAAACGGCACUUAUUAUGGUGCAGAAUGUUGUGAUUGCAGUGUUGGUAUUGAACUAUAGUGGAAGAGCUAGCACAGCUGCCCUGUUCGUGGCAGGAUUGGCUGCAAGUGCCUUUACGCUUUUCAGUGGAAAUAUGCUGGAUAUGCAACAAUUAGCAUACUUGCAAGCAGGAGCUGGAGUUUUGGGAGUGGCAAGCAAAUUGCCGCAGAUUUUGACUGUCUGGCAAGAAGGGGGAACAGGACAGUUGAGCGCUUUCGCUGUAGGUUUAUUUCACUAUGUUUGAUCUAACAUAUCAAGGUGAACGAGAUGCUAAUUUAACAUUACUAGGUUUUCAAUUAUCUUGCUGGUUCUCUUUCCAGAAUCUUUACCACUCUUCAGGAAGUUGACGACAAACUCAUUCUCUAUGGAUUCAUUGCCGGAUUUGCGCUCAAUGCUAUCCUAGCUCUACAAAUGGUAUACUACUGGAAUUCUCCCAGCAAGACCAAGAGCAAGAAGAACAAGAGCAAGAAAUCUUCAAACACAAAGCAAAAGGAGAAGGUUUCUGUCGCAGCAUCUCCUGCCGCAAAUACCACUCAAUCGCAAAAGAACACAGCCAAGAGCCCUAGCACACGAAGACGUGGAUAAGUCUUCUAGCUUUGGGGGAUUUUUUUUGUUUUUAUGUUUUGUUUUGACUCCUGCUCAGUGCAGUUGUAGUCCUUUGCUGUCCAUUAUAUGGGUGAUUAGAUAAAUUAAUCUGAUCUAAUUGUCCUAAAUAUUGUUAUUUAAACUGUUGUACAAUUU